AUUUAUGAACAGUAUAUUACUUAAUGAAUGGAAAACAAUAAGUAAAUUCAACAGAAAGCUUAAAAAAAUAUAAAUAUAUUUAGGUUCGUAAUCCUCAAGGCGCCCUAGUGUUUACAAAAUACAAUACGACAGAAAAUCUCCGGUCAUCAAAAUGCUGAAGAAAGUUGUUUCUGCGAGCAUCUCUGUAUUACACCUAUGGCAGAGACCAGCUCUCUAUGCCAUGGGUAAUUCACUUACAAUUCAUCAACAAAGGUGUUGGUGUAGUUCAGAUAACUAUGAUGACCUGAGUAAACAUUUUAGCCAGGAAGAAGAAUUCAGUGCCAAUACAGUUGCUGAAGCUGAGGUUAUGUAUUUUACAACUGAACCGAAGACAUUGAAACAAAGAAAACCACCAGCAAAGGAUGGCAUUAUGCCAGUCAAGUAUUCAUUGGCUGCUACAAAUAAGAUGUUAUUUGGGGCUCUCCUAGAAACAAAAGUCGAGAAGAAACGGAGGCUGAAAAGAGAAGAGAAAGGCAUCAGCGAAGAGGAAUAUCAAGAAAAACAGAAGAAGAAAAAAAAGGGUAAAAAAGAAAAGAAAUCCAAAGCUAAGAAGCAAGAAGUUAAUCCUCUGAUAAGCAGACCAGAAAAUGUGCAUUAUUUUGGUCUUGGUAAUGAUGAAGGUCUCUCGUCUGACACUAAUACCUCACGCCUUACACAAGAAAUUCUCAUAGAUGACUUCCAAGUUAAGGAUGAUACUAAUUACUCUAAUAAUAGUGAUAAAUUGUUUUCUAUUAAAAAAUUGCCCAAAUAUAAAAAUAAAUUUACUUAUAAUGUCCAGGGAUCCCAGACAAAAAGUAGGACAAAAAAGAUAAUCAUAAUUCAGGGACGAGACUUAAAGACGAGCGCAGGAACUCACUUGGAGGAUGAGGAAAAUAGCAUAAAAGGAACAGAAAACCAAAUCUUAGAAAGUAUAAACAUAGAUACCAAUAAUACAUCACCAGGAGAAGGCAGUGCAACACUUGUGACUAUUGAUAAUUCCACAUUCACUGCAGUGCCUACCUUAUUAGAUAUAGGAGAGAUCCAAAACUUCCCCCUGUUUAGCAGUGAUAUCCGUUCCCACGAGCCACGGGUAGACUCGUCUCUGGAAACCAUAACGACAAUAGGGAUGUUCGAUGGGGGUUAUCAGAAACUUCCAAGUGUCAGAAAGAUCUUGGAUGCGACAAUGCCCUUGCCCAAUAGAAUCGCUCUAGAGAAGUGGAAGGCCAAGAUGAUUAAGGAACUUGGAGAAGAAGGCUUUAAUAAGUAUAGGCAAGAGUUACUGGAUCGAGGGAAACUGCUUCAUGGGUGUAUCCAGUCGGAGCUAAGUGGCAUGACCUUGAGUUCUGAUCAGACACAAGCAGUUUCUGGAUUCUGGACAAGCGUCAGACAUGUUAUUCCGAAUGUGUCAGAAGUUCAGGUGUUGGAGAGUCGCAUCAUUCACCCCUAUCUGUACUAUCAGGGAGCUGUGGAUUGUGUUGGUUCUUACAAGGGUAUGCCCAUACUCAUAGAAUGGAAGACAUCGGGGAAACCAAAUUAUCAGUGAAAUCAAUGUUUGAUGAUCCCCUGCAAGUUGUAGCCUACCUUGGUGCCCUAAACUUUGAUGGCAACUACAGGCUAAGGCAGCCGAUUGAGUCAGCUAUGUUAGUUGUGGCAUAUGACACAGGUUUACCAGCACACAUUCACAUCCUUAGCAAAAGUGAUUGUGAACAUUAUUGGCGAAUGUGGUGUACGCGGCUUUCACAGUUCUGGACUCAGCUGGCAGCUAAUCCUUCAUGAUGCGGAGAAUAAUCAGAGUUCGUAACUUUAAACCUUCUCAGAUAAAUUAGAGUGUAAAUUUGAUAAUUAUUAUAAUGACAUUGUUAUCUAUAGUAUUUUUCAUUAUUUAUUUAUUUUAUAAUAUAUGAAAUGUAAAGAA
Molecule: messenger RNA, 1933 nt
Organism: Penaeus vannamei (Pacific white shrimp)
Lineage: Eukaryota; Metazoa; Arthropoda; Malacostraca; Decapoda; Penaeidae
Biological process (GO): mitochondrial DNA replication
Cellular component (GO): mitochondrion
Molecular function (GO): single-stranded DNA exodeoxyribonuclease activity
Source: RefSeq, a predicted model, not a curated record